UGCACCCCCAGGUUUAACUACGUUAAAUGUCAGAUUGCAAUAAACUAGAAGCUGUUGGUCGGGCCCGCGGAAAUGGGCGAGCAUAAUCUUCUUAAUCCCGGGUUUGUGGGACCUUUGGUAAACAUCCACACUGGAGACACUUUUUACUUUCCGAAUUUCCGAGCCUCGGGGGGACAACUGGCGGGGCUACAGUCUCUCCCCUACCCGAGAAGGGACAAUGUUUGCUCCCUCCCGUGGAACCCAUCCGAGUCCUGCAAUGGAUACUCUCAAUCCUAUUUUAGCAGCCCCGUGCCUAUUAACCCUUCUUUCAACCGGUCGUGUGAAAUUACUCGGCCGGAGGAGAGUAAAUGUUAUUAUAGCAACGACAGCGUGAGCAGCAGAGAGAGCUGUUCAGGUGGUGGCGGGAGCAGCCUAAAGCGAGAGGAUAAAGCGAGGGACACAUCAUCAUUCAUAACAUCUGAACACGGGAUGCACUCUGGCAGGGGCAGCAAUAACAUUGGUGCAUUUUCUAAGUAUAAUUAUGGGACCGAGCAACUCAUUCAAGACCCGCCGUCCUGCCAAUCUCUGGAAUCCGAUUCCAGCUCCUCGCUUCUCAACGAGGGCAGCAAAACUUCCUCCAGCGACCCUCAGACCCUUCUGUCCCCAGGAAACCACACCGCCCACUCGGGCAACAUAGCUGCAUGCGGAGGUGCCCCGUGGUACCCGAUGCACACCCGGACCCGAAAGAAACGCAAGCCCUACUCCAAGCUCCAACUGUCCGACCUGGAGGGCGAGUUCAUGCUGAAUGAGUUCAUCACCAGACAGCGGCGGAGGGAGCUGUCUAACCGCCUCAACCUCAGCGAUCAACAGGUUAAAAUCUGGUUCCAGAACCGGCGUAUGAAGAAGAAGAGACUGAUGAUGAGGGAGCAAGCUAUGGCCUUCUUUUAGAUUUAGUAGAGACGUGGCACCAUAAGGAUAAUCGAUUGACAGGCAGUGUUUCUCCUGUCUGCAAUUGCUAUAAAUGCAUGCAUGCACCCACCUAGCCUACUCUCGCUCCAUCUCCAUCAGAAGGUGCAAAAUGUUCAG
Salmo salar (Atlantic salmon) is the source of this 1065-nucleotide messenger RNA. RefSeq names its product homeobox protein HoxC12ab (gene hoxc12ab). Lineage: Eukaryota; Metazoa; Chordata; Actinopteri; Salmoniformes; Salmonidae. The record is from RefSeq and is marked provisional. Gene Ontology annotation, molecular function: sequence-specific double-stranded DNA binding; DNA-binding transcription factor activity, RNA polymerase II-specific. Gene Ontology annotation, biological process: regulation of DNA-templated transcription.